CAAUAUAUGGUUAAUAUUUAUUUAAAAUGUGGUUUGAAAAUGUUGCUUCUGUAAUAUUAAUUUGUAAAGUAAAAUCUGUUCAGUUUUUGGUACUUCGGCCCAUUGAGACUUAAUUCAUAACAUCACUUGAGAAACUAGUUUUUUUUUUUAAAUAGGCAUCUUUAAACUUUUCUCAAUAUCAUUAUCCUCCUCUAAAUAAUCUCUAUUUAAAAACAAAUUUAAAUAUAUUUUGGCACCGAUUCUGUGGAAUAAAAGGCAUGACCCAGGUUCCCAAGGAGUGAAGUUCAUGUCCCUUUUGUGAACUCUACAAAUCUGAAAUUUUGUUCACUUUGCUUUGGUGUUGAUAGCUCGAAGUUCACAGUCGCCAUUUUCGGCUUUCCGGCAUCUUGUGUCAGUAGUUAUUACAUUGUUUUCUGUACCAGAGUUUGUGGUCUGAUAUCUUUAAACAAUGAGUAAGAAUAACACGUCGUAUCCAACUGUAGCUACUAUUAUUGGCUGCCCUGACCAGUUGAAUACCACAAAUGGAUUGCUUGCAACACCAAUUGGUGCAUCAGGAGAACUUCAACCUCCAAGUGGUACAUUUAUCAAUGAUACUAGCUCAAUUAAGGAUCCUAUUCAAAGAGCUGUUCUGGAUAAUAUUUGUGGGACCCUCCCUACCAAGAAUAAUCCUGAAUACAUCAGAUGUGAUGUAUGCAAGGUGGACUGUAAUGGGAAUGCUGCUUAUAAAAGUCACUUAAGCGGAUCAAAGCAUUCGAAAAAGUUAAAGGAGCAGGAGAUGACUCAGUAUUUGAAACUUCCUUACAUUCGUCAUAAUGAAGACUCGAACACUUUUUCGUGCACUUUGUGUUGUGCUACCCUAAAUGCUGUAAGUCAGAUAGCAGCUCACAUUGAAGGUCAAAAGCAUAAGAACAAAGCUCAAUCUCAUGAACCUAUCGCUGCAAGUAAUACACAAAUAAAUAGCACUCGUGAUCCGGCAAAGCCACGUGUUGACGCUACUCCGAAUUUGCUGUACUGCGCCACCUGUAACAUUCACGUCAAUUCAGCUGUGCAGCUUGAACAGCACACUUCUUCGAAGAAACAUAUAAGCAAGGUGAAUGGUAAAUCGAACUUCAGGAACCCUUCUUAUAAAUGGCGACCACGUGGAGGAAACAAUGGGAAUAGGUACACUCCCACCAAUAGCUACGUUGGCAGUACAUCCUAUCCAAAAAUAUCUCACAAUUUUGUACCUGGUGGUCAGUUUAGGCCGUAUUAGUGGCAUCCUUUUGUUUUAUGUAAAUAUCUCAAUUACUAUACUCAAUUUUUAGUUUUACUAUAAAUUCCUAUAUUCAAUAAAAUAUAAGUAACUUAUUAUAUAAUUGUAAUUAUUGUUUGCAUCUCAAACAAAAUUUAAUAAGCUUCAUCGAUAAUGGUACAAAUAAUGCAUGUGUUAAUAAAUUCUUUUGUAAGAAACAUUUUUGAUAUGUUAUGGUUUGAACAUAUUAGUGUCCUAAAAGAUGUAGGAAUUAUUAAUUUCUCACUAAAAAGUAUGAACAGUGUUAAAAAAACAUAAAGAAAUAUCCAAGAUCUAUAUUAAAUAGGACAUGAAACAUAAUUAUUUAAUUGAUUGAAUUAGUUGGUUUUUUUUUUCAAU
Molecule: messenger RNA, 1630 nt
Organism: Nezara viridula (southern green stink bug)
Lineage: Eukaryota; Metazoa; Arthropoda; Insecta; Hemiptera; Pentatomidae
Source: the annotation of a GenBank genome assembly